Messenger RNA from Penicillium olsonii, 972 nucleotides. Lineage: Eukaryota; Fungi; Ascomycota; Eurotiomycetes; Eurotiales; Aspergillaceae. The record is from the annotation of a GenBank genome assembly.
AUGUCUGGUCUCACCACUAAUCUCCGUCAACUGUUGCCUACAGCCUCAAAAACACCUUUCCAUUUCGCGGCCGGUCUUUGCUCUGGUCUCACAUCCUCCAUUCUUCUCCAGCCCGCCGAUCUGCUCAAAACUCGAGUCCAACAAUCGCAAGGAGCCGCCCUCCUCCCCACCCUCAAGGCCAUCCUCUCCUCUCAGAAUCCCAUUCGCGGACUAUGGCGUGGGACACUACCAUCAGCGCUGCGAACCGGAUUCGGCUCAGCUCUCUACUUCACCAGUCUUAACGCACUGCGCCAAGCCGUUGCGCAAAGUAAUCCAUUGGCUCUAGCUAGCCCAGUGACAGGUGUCAAGUCGUCAUCUGUUCUUCCCAAGCUCUCCAACACUGCGAAUCUCGCCACGGGUGCCGUUGCAAGAGUUGCCGCGGGCUUCGUCAUGAUGCCCGUGACCGUCCUGAAGGUCCGUUACGAGUCCGAUUACUAUGCAUACCGCAGCUUGCUGGGUGCAGGUCGAGACAUUGUACGCACUGAAGGUUUCCGCGGACUCUUUGCAGGGUUCGGCGCGACUGCUGCUCGUGAUGCCCCAUAUGCAGGUCUCUACGUUCUCCUAUACGAGCAAUUGAAGCGCCGAUUGGCCCUGAUGACCACACAAUCCAGCGACGGAGCCACCGUAUCUAGCGUGUCCUCCUCUUCCAUCAACUUUGUCUCAGGCGCCGCCGCAGCAGGCAUGGCAACCGCAAUCACCAAUCCAUUCGACGCUGUCAAGACCCGAGUGCAGCUCAUGCCCGCUAAAUACGGGAACAUGGUACACGCUACGCGCCUGAUGCUUCGCGAAAAUGGUCUGCGCAGUCUCUUUGGUGGCCUGGGUCUUCGCAUGGGCCGCAAAGCCAUUAGCUCGGCGCUUGCAUGGACCGUUUAUGAGGAGCUGAUCCUGCGCGCUGAGAAGCGCUGGGAGUCCAACCACCAGAUGGGACUAUAG